Molecule: messenger RNA, 1105 nt
Organism: Thalassophryne amazonica
Lineage: Eukaryota; Metazoa; Chordata; Actinopteri; Batrachoidiformes; Batrachoididae
Product: dnaJ homolog subfamily B member 9-like
Exons: 3
Coding region: 164-844 (226 amino acids)
Cellular component (GO): endoplasmic reticulum
Molecular function (GO): misfolded protein binding; protein-folding chaperone binding
Source: RefSeq, a predicted model, not a curated record
CAAUCACGUUGCGAGUCGUGGUGUUUCGUGUCCGGACUGCAGUUCGUCGACAACUGUUAGCUUUCGUUUCAUUUGCCUCCAGUAGUUGAUAGGAGACGGACUCAAAGGCUGUUAAAUCAUUACGUCUUCGGCAGCAACGGUUUGAAGUGCGAAAUCUAGCAGAAUGGCCACAACACAGUCAAUGAUACUGCUAGCAGUCCAUGUUUUACUGAUCUCAGAGUUCAUCCUGGCGAAGAGAGACUACUAUGAAAUUCUGGGGGUACCCAGAGAUGCCUCAGAGCGCCAGAUCAAGAAGGCCUUUCAUAAACUGGCACUGAAGUACCAUCCUGACCGCAACAAGGAACCAAAUGCAGAGACAAAGUUCAGAGAAAUCGCAGAGGCAUAUGAGACGCUGUCUGAUGAAAAGAGGAGGAGGGAGUAUGAUCAGUUUGGCCACGGCCCGUCACCGGGAGAGGGCUACAGAGGUGGCAACAACGCCAGAAGCGACGGCGCCUACAACUUCAGGCAGCACUUUGAGUCCUUCAACUUCAACUUUGACGACAUCUUCAACGACGCCGACCCAUUCGGCCAGCAGCACACCUUUCACCACAAUGCGCACCAUAAGCGACACUUCGACACCCACUUUCAGGCGCACCAGGAGGCCAUGAACAAGCACAGGAGACACUUCCAGCAGGGGAGCUUCGGCGGCGGGUUCUUUGACAGCACGUUCGAGGACUUGGAGAAGAUGUUCUCCUUUCACACCACGCAGACUGAAAACACAUUCCAGCGCUCGAGAAAGCAGCACUGCAGGACAGUGACCCAACGCCGCGGCAACAUGGUCACCACCUUCACCGAAUGCUCCUAAGACAUGGAGAACAUUUGGAACAGAGUGCUAAUGUAUUGCCUGACAGUGUGACAUGUUUUUUUUGUGCAGCUUUUUGUUAUUUGUGGCAAUUUCUUGUAGGAACAAAUAUCCGAUAAGAUGCUUCCAGCAAUGACACAGAUGUGGUUGAUGGAAAAUGUUUUUGACUUAUUGGGGCGCUACUUCUUCAGUUAGCUCCCCAGGCUCAUUGUUCUUAUCUGUUGUCAUCGUGCAUGAUGUUCUCUGGUAUGGCCGAAAGCAAAA